Tripterygium wilfordii is the source of this 2408-nucleotide messenger RNA. RefSeq names its product probable serine/threonine-protein kinase At1g54610. The transcript is spliced from 7 exons. Gene Ontology annotation, molecular function: cyclin-dependent protein serine/threonine kinase activity; RNA polymerase II CTD heptapeptide repeat kinase activity; ATP binding. Gene Ontology annotation, cellular component: nucleus; cyclin-dependent protein kinase holoenzyme complex. The record is from RefSeq and is a predicted model, not a curated record. Gene Ontology annotation, biological process: positive regulation of transcription elongation by RNA polymerase II; protein phosphorylation. Bases 383 to 2098 code for a protein of 571 amino acids. NCBI's taxonomy places the organism in Eukaryota, Viridiplantae, Streptophyta, Magnoliopsida, Celastrales, Celastraceae.
UAUCCAUCUUUUUUUUUUUUCUUUCCCUUUUGGUCAUUCUUUAUCCAUCUAGUAGAUCAAUGUUGACUCUAAAGUUGUUUUCUUUGCUGCUGUAUUAUUUUGACCAUGUUUUCCCCUUACGUUGUGAAUCUUGAAGCCUAUGAUCUCAAAAUUGGAUUUAUUCAUUGCUUUUCAUGUCUAUUGAUCGUCCGUAGAUACUAUGCUGAGAUGGUUUUUGCUUUUUAGAUCAUAUUGGCUGGGUUUUUGUAGGUGACGUAUUAGGCUUGUUAAGUUCUUGAUUCACGGUGCCUGAUCGUUGGUUAGGGAAAGUAGUUGAUAGAAAGAAAGAAAAAAGAGAACACCCACAUGGACCAUGUUGAGCAAUGAGGUUUAGUUGCCAGAGAUGGGGUGUGUGCUAGGCCGAGAGGUAUCCUCCGGCAUAGUUUCGGAGUCUAGAGAAGUGAAAAACCCAAGUGUUGAAACUGUUAGGGAGGUUAAGAAUGUUACUGUUAGUAAGGAAGAUGCUAGUGUUGUUGAAGCUCAAGAUGAUAACACCCAGAAGGAGGAGAAGGUGGAUGGGGAGAUAAAACCAAGACGGGAGAGGAGAAAGUCGAGGCCAAACCCAAGGCUAAGCAAUCCGCCGAAGCACUUGCAUGGGGAGCAGGUGGCGGCUGGGUGGCCGUCCUGGCUUUCAGCUGUGUGUGGAGAGGCACUCGAUGGAUGGAUUCCACGGCGGGCAGACACCUUCGAGAAGAUUGAUAAGAUUGGGCAAGGAACGUAUAGCAAUGUAUAUAAAGCUAAAGAUCUAUUAACAGGUAAAAUUGUUGCGCUGAAGAAGGUUCGGUUUGAUAAUGUGGAACCUGAGAGCGUGAAAUUUAUGGCUAGAGAGAUACUCAUUCUACGAAGAUUGGAUCAUCCCAAUGUUGUAAAGUUGGAGGGUUUAGUUACCUCAAGAAUGUCUUGUAGUUUGUACUUGGUGUUUCAGUACAUGGAUCAUGAUUUGGCUGGACUUGCUGCAAGCCCAGCUGUAAAAUUUACUGUAUCACAGGUUAAAUGUUACAUGCAUCAACUACUUUCUGGACUUGAGCACUGUCACAAUCGUGGUGUGCUUCACCGAGACAUAAAAGGUUCAAAUCUGCUCAUUGAUGAUGGGGGAAUUCUUAGGAUUGCUGAUUUUGGACUGGCUUCUUUCUUCGAUCCAAAUCACAAGCAUCCAAUGACCAGUAGAGUGGUCACCUUGUGGUAUCGACCUCUAGAGCUGCUUCUUGGCGCUACUGACUAUGGUGUGGGUGUGGACCUCUGGAGUGCUGGUUGCAUUUUAGCUGAGUUGUUGGCUGGGAAACCCAUUAUGCCUGGUCGUACAGAGGUAGAACAACUACAUAAGAUAUACAAGCUAUGUGGUUCACCUUCUGACGAAUACUGGAAAAAAUCAAGGUUGCCCAACGCAACCUUAUUUAGGCCCCGGGAGCCCUAUAAAAGGUGCAUACGAUCAACUUUUAAAGAUUUCCCACUGUCAUCAAUUCCUCUCAUAGAGACCCUACUUGCAAUAGAUCCUGCUGAACGUGAGACUGCAACUGCAGCAUUAAAAAGUGAGUUCUUCUUGACGGAGCCUUAUGCUUGUGAUCCUUCUAGUCUCCCGAAAUAUCCUCCAAGUAAGGAGAUCGAUGCCAAACGACGAGAUGAUGAAGCUCGGAGAAUAAGAGCUGCCGGUAAAGGCCACGGUGAUGGUUCAAAGAAAACACGAACACGCGAACGUAGUGCUCGGGCAAUGGCUGCUCCUGAAGCAAAUGCAGAGCUUCAAUCUAAUAUAGAUAGAAGACGUCUAAUCAAUCAUGCCAAUGCAAAGAGCAAGAGUGAAAAGUUUCCUCCACCACACCAGGAUGGCGCGCUUGGCUAUCCAUUGGGAAUGUCGAAUCAUAUUGAUCCUGGUUUGGUUCCCGCUGGCGUUCCUUUCAGCUCUUCAUUCUACUAUUCAAAAGAGCCAAUCCAAACUUGGUCUGGUCCAUUGGGUGAUCCUUCCAGUAAUCGUGUUUCAAGACGGAAGAAGAAUGCAGCAAGUGAUGCACGAGAUUCAUCCAAACCACGACCUGCGACUCAGAGAGAUCGAAGUAGGGCCUAGGGAAGGAAAGAGAAAGCUUAAAUUCUUGCAUUAAGAAUUCGCAGACCCGGUGAACUGCUGAAGUUUUACACAUAUUCGUCAGAAGCACUGCUAUUUUAUAGGAUUGUAAUAAAUCACCACGACACGGAGAAGAAUCAAAUUUUCCAUUCCAAAACAAACAUGUCUUAUUUUUUUGGUUGGAAGGUCAGAUAUUCACAAGAUAUGUAAAUGUUUCUCUCUUUUUUUAAAAAAAAAAUAAUUAAAUUCCUGCAGUGAAAACUGCUACUAUUUAGUACAGUGGAAGGAGAAUCUAAUAUGUAUUUAGCAGCAA